Molecule: messenger RNA, 1985 nt
Organism: Perca fluviatilis (European perch)
Lineage: Eukaryota; Metazoa; Chordata; Actinopteri; Perciformes; Percidae
Product: zinc finger protein 32-like
Exons: 2
Coding region: 481-1614 (377 amino acids)
Cellular component (GO): nucleus
Source: RefSeq, a predicted model, not a curated record
CACUGCAGUUGGAUGUGGUAAUGCACCUUUAAGCUGGUUUGCAAACCGCCACUAACUCUAAAGAAGAAGAAUAAGCAGAAGGAAAAAGAAGAAGUCCUGCAAAACUCUAUGGCAAAACUACCAGAAAACUACUCUGUUCAGUUUUUCACCCAUGAACUGUUCCCAUCCCGGUGGAAUACUUGUUUAGGGAGUCCCAACAACAGCACAGUCCCUUUGUUGUGUUGAUAAAGUGUGGAUCCACCCGAGCCUCUGUAUGUAUGGAUAAACCGGUCUGAAUGGACUUCGUGUUGUUUAACUUUUUCUGAACGUUUUACCUCGGAUCUCAUCGUUCCGGUAGGUCAACUACAAAGCUAUCGAAGUUAGCGUAGCAUGCUAGCUGGUUAGCAGCACAUAGCUAGCGUGACUGUUUGGUGGAGAGCAAACAGUGUUUUUGACGGAGUUUGUGUAAAGAAAAAAAAAAGUUUGUGUGAUUGUGUGAAGAUGUCUAAGGUCCAAAUGCUGAGAGAGUCGGUGAAGCAGCGACUAACCGCGGCUGCUGAAGAGAUAUUUGGGCUGUUUGAAACAACGAUAGCCGAGUACGAGGAGGAACGGUGUCGGUCAAAAGAGGAGAACGAGCGACAACGGGAACUUCUGGACGCUGUUUUCACCCCUAAGCUUCGGUUACACAGGACAGAUGCCCAGCAGCUGUCGGUGAGGGAAGAAGAGGUUCCCCCUGAGCAGCGGGAGUGGAGCCCCAGUCUGGACCAGCAGCACCCAGAGCCCCCACACAUUAAAGAGGAACAGGAGGAACUCUGGAUCAGUCAGGAGAGAGAGCAGCUUCAAGGGCUGGAGGAGGCUGAUAUCACCAAGUUCCCAUUCACUCCUGUCCCUGUGAAGAGUGAAGAUGAUGAAGAGAAACCUCAGCUGUCACAGCUUCAUCAAAGACAAACUGAACAAAUGGAAAGAGAAACUGAUGGAGAGGACUGUGGGGGACCAGAACCAGCCAAGAACUCAGAUCCAGAUAUAGAUUUACAUAUAAAUACUGAAGACCAGGCUGGAGACUCUUCAGAACCUGAGACUGAUGACAGUAAUGAGUGGAAAGAGACCAGAGAAGCUCAGUCAGGUUCAAACUCUUUGGAAAAUGAUGAUGAUGAUGAUUUUGUCAGUGAUUCGAGCUGUAGUACUGAUGAGAAAACAUUAAGCUGCUCUGAUUGUGGGAAAAGAUUUGAAUGCAAGGCAUGGCUGAAGCAACACAUGAGAACUCAUACCGGAGAAAAACCUUUCAGCUGCUCAGUUUGUAAGAAAUCUUUUGCAAAGAGUGGAAAUUUACAGGCACACAUGAGAACCCACACAGGAGAGAAACGAUUAAGCUGCUCCGUGUGUCAGAAGAAGUUUAGCCACAACACACAUCUAAAGAACCACAUGAGAGCUCAUACAGGAGAGAAACCUUUCAGCUGCUCAGUUUGUAAGAUAUCUUUUACACGGAAAGAUAGUUUACAGAAACACAUGAGAACCCACACAGGAGAGAAGCCCUUCCCAUGCUCAGUUUGUAAAAAAUCGUUUGCACAGAGUUAUACUUUACAGGUACACAUGAGAAUCCACACGGGAAAAAAACCUUUCAGCUGCUCAGUUUGAAAAGGAACUUUUUGCACACAAAAUAAAUUUACAUGUACACAUGAGAACCCACACAGGAGAGAAACCGUUUGAGGACUGUGGAGGACCAGAACCAGCCUGGAAAUCAGAUCCACAUAGACAUCCAGAACCAAAAAACUGAUGACAAGACUGGAGACUCUUGUGAACCUGAAACUGAUCGACAGUGAUUAUUGUCUGUGAAUGACAAUCGUUACUGGCUAAGUGCGGUUAAAGACUUAAACAAAAGAUGAACUAGGCAGUCACAUGUCAGAUAUCAGAACUAUGUUUUUGACAGCAGCGGCAGUAAAACCGCUGGUUCAGAUGAAAGUUUCAGCUGUGAUAAAACUCUGGAUUAAAAGAAGGUAGAAACUGUU